Molecule: messenger RNA, 825 nt
Organism: Elephantulus edwardii (Cape elephant shrew)
Lineage: Eukaryota; Metazoa; Chordata; Mammalia; Macroscelidea; Macroscelididae
Exons: 3
Coding region: 1-825 (274 amino acids)
Cellular component (GO): membrane
Source: RefSeq, a predicted model, not a curated record
AUGUCUCACUUCAACCCUGGAUCUGACUUCAAGAGCGCUCUGGACAGCAGUCCUGAGGCCAACACAGAGGAUGAAAAGACUGAGGAGGAUGUACCCAAGCCUGAUAACUACCUGUGGCUCACGAUCAUCUCGUGCUUCUGCCCUGCGUACCCCAUCAACAUUGUGGCUCUGGUCUUCUCCAUCAUGUCUCUAAACAGCUACAACGAUGGCGACGUGGAAGGAGCCAGGAGGCUCGGGCGGAACGCCAAGUGGGUGGCUGUCGCCUCCAUCGUCAUCGGCCUGCUCAUCAUCGGCAUCACCUGUGCGGUCCACUUCUCAAAGAAAGGCGACGAGCAAGCCGAGGUGGGGAAAGACUUCUCACUGCAUCACUCACCGCGGCACCGGCAGCGCCCAGGCUGCGAGCGCGCGGAGGUGCCCCCUGCCGGCCGUCAGCAGCUGAGUCCAGGUCUCGGCGCUCCACUGCGACUGCGCACCAAGGGCGCCUGGGAGCGUGGGGUCCAAGCCGGAAACGGAAGUUUAGCCUCGCGCGCUCAUCGGCCCGCCUCCCCCUCUGGCGGACUCGCCGCGGCGCCGGAAGCGGAAGUUGCUAGGGGCGGAGAGUUGUUGGAAAGUAUCGGCUUGUCUUCGCGCUCCCUGGGUUCGCGCCGCCCUCUGCCGGAGUCGGUAAAGCACGGACGUGAGAGGUCGCCAGUUCUGCGGAUCGAUCGAGCCUUAGCUGGCUUCCGGCUCCUCACCCGCUUCCCAGGGGUGUGGUAUUCCGAGGCUCUGAACCCCUUUCCCAGGAUCUGUGUGACCCUGUUGAGUCCUUUCCUUUCCCCGGAGUGA